UUUCACUCUUGUUUCGGUUUCAAAAUUUCAAUAUUUCACUUCGUUUUGUUCAGGCUUCAGGGUAUCAGAGAAGAACUGAAUAAAUAACGAUUUUUCAUUUGCAUACUCUGUUGUUUUAAUUGUUUGUAUUAAUUAAUCAGCUCAAUUAAUGAAAAUACUAAUCAUUUAUCAUAGUUUAUUAGUUAAUAGCAUCUUGAUACAAAACAAAUGGAUUUAAAAAUGAACGAGAAAGAAGAUUGGUUCGAAGGAUGCGAGUCACCCUUGAAAAUUAAAGACGAGUCAGAACUAUAUAAUAGCUUCACCGACAUCCAGAUGGAGACAGCUGAAGUUAAACAGGAGAUCGAUAUCAGCCAAGAACCAGCACCAGAGUGCAGCAUUGCAUGGUGUUCAAUCAAAGUUGAAGAAGAAGAUGAUGAUGAUGAUGAUUAUGCCGAUGAUGAUGCUGAUGACCACGGCAAUCAACGUCUAGAUCCCAUCUGUCAAGUUUUCAUCAAAGAAGAUCCUGUUGAGGGAGGUGCUGAAGGAAAUCCACUGAAGAUUGAAUCUGCAGGAAAUCCACUGAAGAUUGAAUCUGCCGGAAGUCCACUGAAGAUUGAAUCUGCAGGAAAUCCACUGAAGAUUGAAUCUGCCGGAAGUCCAUUGAAGAUUGAAUCUGCAGGAAGUCCACUGAAGAUUGAAUCUGCAGGAAAUCCACUGAAGAUUGAAUCUGCAGGAAAUCCACUGAAGAUUGAAUCUGCCGGAAGUCCAUUGAAGAUUGAAUCUGCAGGAAAUCCACUGAAGAUUGAAUCUGCAGGAAAUCCAUUGAAGAUUGAAUCUGCAGGAAAUCCACUGAAGAUUGAAUCUGCCGGAAGUCCACUGAAGAUUGAAUCUGCAGGAAAUCCACUGAAGAUUGAAUCUGCAGGAAAUCCACUGAAGAUUGAACCAGAAGUAGAAGGCAGCCACAACCCCAAUGAGAUAGCAAAAUCGCCUCACUUUAGAUGUGAGCUCUGCGGUAUCAAAUGGGCCACAUUCAGUCUAUUGGAAGUACAUAUUCAAAAACAUACAGCAGAUAAACCUUUCAACUGCAAUUUUUGUCACUUCAAAUCUAGCUAUCCAAGUGGAUUGAAGGCUCAUAUUAUUAGGAGACAUAAGGAGAUAUCUGGAAUAAAACUUCUCAGCUGUGAUUUUUGUAACUUUAAAACUGCUUAUGCACGUGAUUUGAAGUCUCAUAUUAGGAGACAUAAUGGAGAAAAAGAUGAUUUCAGCUGCGUUUAUUGUGACUAUAAAUGUGCCGAUUCAAAUGAUUUGAGAUUACACAUCAGAAUACAUGAUGAAGUAAAACCUUUCAACUGCGAUUUUUGUGACUAUACAGGUGCUAAGCGAUAUUAUUUGAAUGUACAUAUCAAAAGAACUCAUGGAGAAAACCCUUACAAAUGCGUUUAUUGUGAUUAUAAAUGUUCCGAUUUAAGUGAUUUGAGAUUACACAUCAGAAUACAUGAUGGAGAAAGAUCUUUCAGCUGUGAUUUUUGUAACUUUAAAUGUGCUCAGUUAAGACGUUUGAAAUCACAUACUAGAAGACAUACUGUAGUACAAAAUACUGGAGAAAAACAUUUCAGCUGCGUUUAUUGUGACUUUAAAUGUGCUGAUUCAAGUGAUUUGAAAUUACACAUCGAAAAACAUGAUGGAGAAAACCCUUACAACUGCGAUUUUUGUGACUAUAAAUGUGCUAGGCGACGUAAUUUGAAAGCACAUAUUAGUAGAAUUCAUGGAGAAAACCCUUACAACUGCGAUUUUUGUGACUAUAAAUGUGCUGAUUCAAGUGAAUUGAAAGUCCACAUCAGAAUACAUGAUGGAGAAAAAUCUUUCAACUGUGAUUUUUGUGACUAUAAAUGUGCUAAUGAAAGUCAGUUGGAAGUACAUAUUAUAACUCACAUAGGAGAGAGCAUUGAAACUGUAUGAUAUUUUCAUCAUCCUCAAUUCAUCAAGUUUAUUGACAAUCAAUGUCAAUGUUGAAAGUUAAGGCUAUGCAAAGGCUAAAAAUAAACUUUCUACUCUUGAUAUUUUUCAAAGUUUUUCAAUUUGUCUAUCAUCAAGCUAUCAAAAUGAAAAAGUUUUCUCAGGAAAACAUUUUUUCCGAUCAUUACUUU
Molecule: messenger RNA, 2126 nt
Organism: Nilaparvata lugens (brown planthopper)
Lineage: Eukaryota; Metazoa; Arthropoda; Insecta; Hemiptera; Delphacidae
Product: zinc finger protein 64
Exons: 5
Coding region: 208-1938 (576 amino acids)
Biological process (GO): regulation of transcription by RNA polymerase II
Cellular component (GO): nucleus
Molecular function (GO): DNA-binding transcription factor activity, RNA polymerase II-specific; RNA polymerase II cis-regulatory region sequence-specific DNA binding
Source: RefSeq, a predicted model, not a curated record